AUGGCUCCAGCGUGCAGUGUCUUCUGCCUGCCUGGAGAGGCCUGCAGCCCUGCCUCGCUUUCACCCAACACUGCCCUGGAUGCAGUUCCCAAGACGACGGCAGUCGCCCCACAGAGGCCCAUCUCCAAACGCAGCCACUCAGCAUUUGGGGACACAACAGGGCAGAAAGUGACUAUUCUGCAGACAGCUGCCCACGUGGCUCCAGUGGCCUGGAGCUCAGGGUGGGCUUGCAGGGUUUCAGGGAAGAAGGGACUGAAGCCAGCGCUGGUACCGCCUCCACAUACGUCGCCCGGGGACAUUCAGCAGUCUGCGGGGGACUUUCCACCCAAGCCCAGGGACACAGGAACCCGAGCACCUGAUGCCACCGGCGCACGCUGGGCCCCAGAUGCACGUGGAUGCGAGCAUGGGCGGACCACCAUCCGGUCUCAAGAAGCAGCGGGAACUGUCCCCACAUCCCCAGCAGGACCCGUCUUCUCUGCUGGAGUCUUGGCGUCUUCCCGACUCUCGGGUGGAAGGAGGCCCACCUUGGCCCACCCACAGACCAUCAUCGCAGGGCCACCCCCGAGGCCAGAGGUAAAGGGCGUUGCACGAGGUUCCAGCCGAGUGGAGAUCUCCAGGUGCUCCUGUCCAAGAGGGAGUCCUUCAGGGCAUCCGCCAGUCGUAAAAGAGCCAAGGACAGAACUUCCAGGACAUUGGAGCCAGAGGUGGAAGACGCACAGGCCAAAGGAGCCGCUGUGCUGGUGCAGCUGGAAGAGGGGUCCUCAGGCGCAGCUUCCUCUGCUGCCCAGCUGCCAGGGUCAGGACUGGCGAGGGGCUGAGUGCUGUCUUGGAAACAGAUGCCUCUGCCUGGCCGCCAUUCUGUCCCUGCCAAAUGCAAGAGGUGAAGUGGCCCGGGUGACUCUGAAGGGACACGGCUUCCACGCUCCCCAGUGCAGUGCCUGGGCCGGUGUGGUCAUUCCCGGAUGUGCUGCCGAGUCGGGAGCCGUGAGCAGGCUUCUCAAGAACAGCACUCACCACUGUUCUCUCUCCCUUCGCUGCCUGGUGGGGUUCUGCCCACCUUCACGUAGGCAGUUGACCAGGAGAAAGAAACUGUUUCCCUGCUGGACCAGCCCUCUCGACUCCGGCCGGUGUGGACCAAAACGAGGGCAAAUCACGUCCCUUCUGUCCCAGCCGACUGGUCCACCAGCCCCGUGAAGCCUCCGUGGGGACGCGGAGGGAAGGGAGGGAAGGCUGCAGACUGACCCACAGAAGGUGUUAGUUGGGGUAAGUGUGGAGAAGCAGGAGGGAAAGCCGGGAGGAAGAGGGUUUGAAGACGCACUGACCACCUGGAAGAAAACACCUCUCGCCAGGAGGUUCAUCCAUUUUCCAAAGUGGUCUUAGCUUGCGCUGUGCGGCUCUUACCAAGGGUGCUGGCUCAUGGAGAUGCCCUCGGGCGGGCAGAGGCAGCAGUGUGCUGGAGCAGGCUCGAGGUGUGGGCGCAGACAGGCGGGCACAGACACGCAGGGUCUCCCCGAGGAAGAGCAGCAGCCUGCCUGGACGGCGGAGGGGGCCUCACCCAGUGGCUCUUCUGUGGCGGGAGCAGAUGAGGUGACCCCCAAGUCCACACCGGGCACAGCUGAAGCCGUGUCCCAAGGUGGCCUCACAGGAGCACAGCUGACUCUGGCUUCUCACGGUACAAGUGAUCAGAUGACAUGCAGCACCGUGGGCGUGCCUUUUCUGCAACCCAGGACACACUCAGGUAACGGGUGACUCAGGGGUAAGCCCUUGAAGGAAAGGGUGGUGGCAAAGCUGCCUCAUGAAGAUGACCUUGGUCUCUGCCUUUUCUGGGCUGAGUCUCCCUGUCUCUCCCUCUCUCUUCUCUGCCCUCCCACCUCUCUCAAACUUAAUUUGGGCCAAUAUUUGUCCUGCUUGUCCCUCCCUCUCCAUCUCAUAUCACUCAGUGUGCCCACCCACCUUGAUCUCACUGACCUGCUGUAAAUCAACAACCACAUGCUCAUGAGUGGCCACCUGACCUGGGGAAGACCCCGCUGCACCUCUGCACGGGGCCCUGGACUCUCCUCAGCACCCCAGAGUCUCCGCGGUGCUGUCUGAAUGUUUGAGUCAAUGGCUCGAGGGGGGAGCAGCAAACAUCAUCAAAUACUGAAUGUUCCCAAUACAAUACCAAGUGCACGGAGCAGUAAGUACUAUAAAACAAGCUCAUGAGUUGAUCAGUGAAGGAUUUGAAUAGAAUACUCAAUAUUUCAAGUAAGACAUAUCAAAAUUAAAACUAAGCUUGGCUGUCA
This is a messenger RNA of Ictidomys tridecemlineatus (thirteen-lined ground squirrel), 2282 nucleotides long. NCBI's taxonomy places the organism in Eukaryota, Metazoa, Chordata, Mammalia, Rodentia, Sciuridae. The record is from RefSeq and is a predicted model, not a curated record.